UAGAGACUGGGGUGAACACUGUUACGCAUGCGCUUUCUGGCUGAUGCAACAUCGCUAUCGCAUGUGGAAAAUUUGAUCGAUAGAAAUCCAAAAUUAGUGAAAUUUCAUCGUAAAUUACUGAAGAAUUAGGAACUUUUUCAUAAUAACGACGCGCAAUCAUGGCAGAUGAUGGAAUGUCGUUUGACCCGACAAAAAAGAAGAAAAAGAAGAAGAAGGUCGAGCUUGAUUUAGAUGCUGAUGAUGCUGAAGAUACUAUUAGUAACAGUGCCCCAGAAGAGCAAGCAACUGAUAAUAAGGAGGAGAAAGAAAUAUCAAUGGAUUCUGAAGAUUUCUCAGAAAUGAAGAAGAAAAAGAAGAAAAAGAAAAAGCCAUUUGAUAUGGAGGCCAUGGAAGAAGCAAUACAGGAUUCUCUAGGAGACAAAACAGAGGAGUCCUUUGCAAAAGAGAAUGAUGAAAUGGCUGAUAUGCAGAUGGAUGAGCUAGAUUUCAGUCUCCCUACAAAGAAAAAAAAGAAGAAAAAGAAGAUCGCCAUUGAUGUCGAGGCAGAAGCUAAAGCCAUAGAGAAUGGCACAGAGUCAGGUGACGAUGAGGUUCAGGGUGAUGACGGUGACGAUAUAAUGGCUCUGGAUGACAGAGAGUACUCAUAUGAGGAGCUACUGGAAAGAGUGUUUGACAUUAUGAGGGCAAAGAACCCAGACAUGGUGGCAGGAGAAAAAAGGAAAUUCGUAAUGAAACCACCCCAAGUUGUGAGGAUAGGAACUAAGAAAACUUCUUUUGCCAACUUUACUGACAUCUGUAAAAUACUUCAUCGACAACCCAAACAUUUACUGGCCUUCCUUCUGGCUGAGUUGGGCACAAGUGGCUCCAUAGACGGUAAUAAUCAACUCAUCAUCAAAGGUCGCUUCCAGCAGAAACAGAUAGAAAGUGUCUUGAGACGAUAUAUAAAGGAAUACGUCACGUGUCACACCUGCAGAUCGCCGGACACCAUCCUACAGAAGGAGACCCGUCUGUUCUUUCUACAGUGCGAGACUUGUGGGUCACGGUGCUCUGUGGCAAGCAUCAAGUCCGGUUUCCAGGCCAUCACAGGCAAGAGGGCGCAGCUCAAGAAUAAACAACAAUAGGCCAAUCGGGAGGAAGUGAAAGUGGACAUUUGAUACAGAGAUCAGAGUUAUUGGAAGUGAAAGCUAGUUUAAAUUUCAUGGAAGUGGAAGAAAUUUUGAGAGUUCUUGGAAAUGAAAGCCAGUUUAAAUUUCUUGGAAGUGGAAGCAAUUUUGAGAGUUCUGGGGAGUGAAAGCUAGUUUGAGGUUCUUGGAAGUGGAAUCCAAUUGGAAUUUCCCUUACUUGGAAUGCGGAUAUUAUUUAGUGGAUGUGGUUUGCUGGUCAAAAGUUAAUAUGGAUUUAUACUCUUUUAUCUGACCGAACAUUGGAAGCUGGGAAAAUGGAUUGUUUAUAACAAAAGGGAAAUAUUAGGGUUGCAAUCUCCACAUAUUCUAGGGCUACCCGAAUCGCAAUAUUUUUCACUAAGCUCCAAGUUAAGAUGAAGUUCAUAGUCAUGCAAACAUAAGUAAGCUGUUGAGAUAGUUUGCAUGCCUUUCUUUGGGUACAUUUAGAAACACUCGCAGUAUAAUUAUUUCAUGCUCAAAAGUCAAGUCUCUAUCGGCCCUAAAAAUAUAGCCAGACUCUAAGAGAGUUAACACAUGCACGAAUUUCCAAGAUGCAAAGAGUGAUUUCACUCGACUAACAGUGUCCACCGAAUAUUAGUUGCAUCGGAUUAUGACUGUUUUUGAAGAACGGUGGUUUUACCGUCCCAAUGACGCAGUGGCAAAUAACGCUGUCAUGUUGAUAGUUUCUCACGAGCCGCUCUGACCUCGGUUCUACAAACCUCUUAAACGUUUUCCUUGAAAGAGAUUGAGCCACCUCACAGAAGACUCGUGUUGACUACCGUCCCAAAUAUGGCAAGCAAAGGAUGUAAAGGACUUAAAAAUGUAAUUAUCUGAAAUAACAAAGAUGUAAACAAAACUAAACAAAGAUGCGUGAAUAAAGCUGGGAUCUUUA
Nematostella vectensis (starlet sea anemone) is the source of this 2055-nucleotide messenger RNA. RefSeq names its product eukaryotic translation initiation factor 2 subunit 2. The record is from RefSeq and is a predicted model, not a curated record. Gene Ontology annotation, cellular component: eukaryotic translation initiation factor 2 complex. The transcript has 9 exons. Bases 159 to 1121 code for a protein of 320 amino acids. Lineage: Eukaryota; Metazoa; Cnidaria; Anthozoa; Actiniaria; Edwardsiidae. Gene Ontology annotation, molecular function: mRNA binding; translation initiation factor binding; translation initiation factor activity. Gene Ontology annotation, biological process: formation of cytoplasmic translation initiation complex; translational initiation; formation of translation preinitiation complex.